Messenger RNA from Stylophora pistillata, 2528 nucleotides. RefSeq lists its product as uncharacterized. The record is from RefSeq and is a predicted model, not a curated record. NCBI's taxonomy places the organism in Eukaryota, Metazoa, Cnidaria, Anthozoa, Scleractinia, Pocilloporidae.
GCCGGAAGAAUAUAGGGAAAGGGAAAGAAUAAGUGCAAGAUCCAAAGAAGAACUUUCUUUUAAAAUGUGAAUUUGCGACGAAACUAAUUUUUCACAUGUUGUCAGACAAAGAGUUGGAAGGGUGCAGAUCCAUCUUGAACAAACUUCCCCAACGGGAUUUGAUAAAUCUUACGGAUACGGUGACGAACCGAGCAGUAUCGCCAGAAAAUACAACUGAGGCGGUCAAUGCCAUACUUAGUUACAGCCAUACUGCGUCACAGUUGCUGAAAAGGAAGAAAGUGAAGAGAGAACACAUCUAUCAGUACUUGGCAGAAAAAGGGAUAAUUGAACAUUUGGCAUCUGACAAGCCUACCUUGAUAAAAAGGGCAUUAUUGUAUUGGGGCUCCAGUGGAGAGGAUAGUGAAGAGGAGAAAGAAAAUGAUUCUGAAAAUCUGACAGCAUUAGAGUCUAAAUCAGAAAUUCUGAGCAGUGUUACUAGGUGUACAAAUCCACCAUUUGAUAACAGCAUUAAUGGACAGCAGUUAGCUGAGUAUUUUAUACCCUGGUUCUACAAAAUCUUGAACUCUUUCAAUACCCCUUGUGACAACUCAUCACAGGAAUGGGGUCCACAGCAUUUUUGGGAAGAUGCAAAAGGAUCAGUCCUUGUAGUAUCUGACAGACAAGUAUUCGAUGAGUGCCAAGGAGCAAUGGCAGUCAGUGCAAAACUUCAAGAACUUGUUUGCAAAGAAAAAAUACUCUUUAAUGCAAAUGUCACUGGAGCAAGGGGCCAAAUAGAUGCUUAUGGACUCGUCAAAAUUUCAGUUGGAGGCACAGUACAUCGAUUUUCCAACUGCCUUGGAAUUUUUGAACAAUCCUUUGGACUAGUUCGAGACCCACAGAUGCAGAAUAACUGGAAAAUUAAAUUUACUGAGCUAAAACUGAAAGCUCAGCAGCAACAAAAUGAAGUGGAAGGUUACACCAAAAAGGCCAUUACAUAAAAAAGAAGGAGGAUGUAAUAUCAGUCGACUAUAGCGUUAAUGUAAAUGUGUAGGGCAAUGAUAAUAGACUGUAUUUCUAUUUUAGCACUGACUAUAGGGCUGUUUUCUGAAAUAGCAAGUUUUCCCUUUUUUUGUUACAAGAACACCCCACUAAAUAUAUAAAUUACAUCAAUAAGUUUGUCUUUUACACUCUGUUAAUUGAAUGAAAAAUCUUAAAACCUUUUACUCUCAAGAUUUCAUUAGUAAAUCUCCUAUCUGUCUGCUAUGUAAUUCUUAUGAUGUGAGUUUGGAGAAUUUUUUGUUGGAUCAACUAACAAUCCCCUAAUUGACAUUUUUUGUUAUUCCCAUCAUUUGUCUGCUUGAUACUGAUAUCUUAGGAGAAAUUCUGUCUUUGUUGCUGAUAGGAGUCAGAGGAUCCACAAAGAAAAAUAUUUGAACACUAGCUUCCUUUGAUGCAACCAUUUUCUGGGAUAUUUGUCCAAGUUUAUUAUUUGUUUGGAACCAAGGCUGUGAGUCUAGAGAAACAGAUUACCGGUAAGUCCAUGGACAAAUUUUCCAAGCUAUUUUUGCAACAAAUGGAGAGUACUGUGUUUAUUAUCCUUCAAAUAUUUUCUGGAGCACAUGCAGAAAAUAUCCGUAAGAAGUGAAAAGAUAUCUGUCACAUUAAAAUAUCUAAUUGGCAUAAAAAAUCUCAUGAUUUUGGAAAAUACUCUUAGUUCUACUACUACAAAUAUGUUGCUGAUUUACUGCAUAUCCUUUGCUUAUUUCAAUCCCAUUGACAUUUUGUUGGCACAUUUUUUGUAAACAAAAUUUUUUCAACCCCAUGAAAAAACAUCUCUUUUUGAUAAUGAGGAAUUCACCAAUGAAUUUAGUCAUGGUAAAGUGGUGUCUUUCUGUGUUGCCAUCAUGCUGUGGUACAAUUUUUUGUUGUCAUCUUCACUAGACACAAAAAUAGUUUGUAAAGUUGAAAUGCAUUUAGUUGAGAAAUGAAUUUGUGUUUUUCUCUUAACUCAAAAACUGACAAGGUGUAGUAAACAAGUUGACGACCAACAUGUUGACCGACACGUCGGACGUCGUGACACAUCGGCUGACACUACAUUCGGCCGGCUGACGGCCAACGGGUUGACCAAAGUAUCGGCCGACGUAUUGUUUGGAUUGGAAUCGUUUAACCUUUCCCCAAAUUAUCCGUUACCAAAAAAAUGACAAACAUUAUUUCAAAGUAGAUGACCCCAAUAAUUUGAAGCAGACAGACUAGAAACAUCUAUUUGAUUUUGUUUAUUUGCUUGUCUUUGCCUCUUGGCCUUAUUGAGAAGGAAGGACAUGAUGAAAAGCUUGAUGGGUAAAAUUAUGGUUCAUUGUGUUGUUUUCUGUAAGCUUAAGUCAGGCGUGAACUUGGAAAUGAAUAGAAAUUGAGACUGUACUUAGCUAUGGUUUCUAAGCAGUUAGGCACUCAUUUUACAAUCGAGUGAGGACUGCGUGACCGUACCUGACAAAAUAUCGAAACUUCGGGAGGAGGAUAAUCACAAGAAAUAAAGAAACAAAAUGUUAUUA